AAUUGGGUAAUCUUUGUAAAUGUUUGCAAUUCGAUUAUAGUGUGUUGUGAAGUUAUCAAUUAAGAUGGAGUUCAACUAAGGAUAGUGUUUCUAAUUUGUGACAAUGAGUGACUCCAAUUUUCUUGGAAUAUCUACGUAGUUUUUCAGUAACAGUUUACCGAGAAUAGUGGAGAAAAAGAUGAUUCUCAUCUCAAGCAUGCAGGAAACAAAUAUGGAAGUCAUGAUUCUAUAAAGGUUUAAUAGGAUUCACCGAUAACGGAUUAAGAUGAAUAAAUAAUACAUGUAGAUUAACAUUUUUAAAGGAAUAUGUGCCAAAUUAGGGGAUAGAAUCAAAUAUGGACAAAUCUGCUAAGAAAAAGAAUAACACCAAUGGUAAAUACAAAAAAAACUGCAAAGCAGAUAAUUAUGAUGAAGUUGUAACUUGUUGUUUUUGCCUCAAAACUAAAAAGAGCAAAAAGAAAAGUUUAAUCACAGGAUGUGUUACAAAUUUAGGAAUCUUUGCUCUACUUAUAAUUUACACUUUAAUGGGGGCGUUUAUUUUUCUCGCAAUUGAAGGUAGUGCUGCUAAAGUUCAUCAAAAGACUCUAGCAGCUACCUCGUAUCAUGGAAAUGAGAAUCAAAAAACAAUACCACUCUCAAAAGUGAACAGUAGUAUUGCACAAGCGAGUGCAGAAUUAAGAUCUCAGACAGUUGAAAGUAUUUGGGAAAUAACUGUAUCUUUGAACAUACUGUAUAAAGAAAAUUGGACAAGGUUGGCUGCUCAAGAGAUAGCAAGGUUUCAAGAAAAGCUUGUUGCGAGGGUCGCUGCUGACGUCACCGAGCAAUACGGAGGAGUCCGAGCACUGGAGUCAGCGCCCGCUUUAAUUACCGACGACUACGAGUGGAACUUUGCGAAAGCGUUUUUGUAUUCUCUGACAGUGCUCACUACGAUUGGUUACGGCAGUGUAGCACCAAGAACUGCCUUGGGGAAAGCUGUAACAAUUGGAUAUGCUGUGAUAGGUAUACCAUUGACGCUUUUGUAUUUAUCAGUCGUCGGUGCCCUUCUUUCAAGACUUGCGAGAAGCGUUUUUAGCAGAGCACUAUGUUGCUGUCUUUGCACAAAAUGUGGAUACUGUUGCCUCGAUGAACAUACGAUGGCUACCAAAGAACAAAAAGGCAAGGUUAGAAGACAAGACGAUUAUAGAACUCAAACUCUACAUUUACAAGAACCGUAUUAUGUUCGGUCGCCUUCGGGUACUAUUAUAUCAGCUUCCCAAGCAAACAGUUUAAGCACAAAUUCUGUCAAGGAUAAGACACAAGGACUAAGUUUUCUAAGAGACUGUGACUCCAUGAGUUGUACCGAUACCGAUUCAAGAGUUUCUCUCCGUGGUCUUUCAAUUCUUGCCCCCAUUUCAUUGUGUCUGGCAGCGAUAUUUACUUACAUAUUUUUCGGUGCGUUGGUUCUCUACCAACUGGAGGGAUGGAGUCCUAUCGAUGGCAUAUAUUUCUGCUUCAUGAGUCUCAGUACUAUCGGUUUCGGUCAUUUGGCACCAGGAGUGACACAGAAGAAUGGGGCAUCUAGCGGUACUGUGUGGUUCUGUUCCAUUUACAUAAUGACUGGUCUGGCUCUGACUGCGAUGUGCUUUAACGUUCUCCACGAUGAGAUAGUUCAUCGUCUGAGACAUCAUGAGAAGAUGUUGAAAGUGACAUCACAGAAAAUGUUAGCACCUGAGUUCUUACAGAGGUCUUGACGGGACGACAGCAUGAAUUUGACAGAUGAAACAUUGACAAAUUCAGAUAAUGAAACGCUACCAGAAAUGUUACAGCAUGUAUCUAGCUCAAAGUGUGAGGGUGUUUUCCGUAGAUCAGUGUACAUGGUCAAAGAAGAGAAUGAACCAGAAGAAGGUGUCCUAAUGUAAUUAGAUGUUUUUAAUAUUACAAUAAUAAUCAUAGACUUUUGUAUUGAUACUAUUGAGUUGGUGUGUGAAAAUAUUUGUAAUUUAAGGUAUUUCUGAUUGUCUCAAGGGAUAUUAUAGUAAUAUGGAAUGAUUUAAACUUGAAUACAAUUAUUAAUCAAGUAAGGAAAUGACUGAAUUGUUUGAUUACGAUGUUGAUAUGAGUGGUGAUUGUAUAAUCUAAUGAAAUAAAUGGUUUAUAAUUGGAAUAUUAAACAUUGUUAUGAACAAAUUUGUGUGAACGCUAUAAUAGUUAAAGUAGUUGUAAGAACUUAUUUAUUUAUAAAUGUUUAUUUUAAAAAUAUCAAUGGAAUUAAAUGAUCGGCUGAAACU
Papilio polytes (common Mormon) is the source of this 2267-nucleotide messenger RNA. RefSeq names its product potassium channel subfamily K member 18-like. NCBI's taxonomy places the organism in Eukaryota, Metazoa, Arthropoda, Insecta, Lepidoptera, Papilionidae. Gene Ontology annotation, molecular function: potassium ion leak channel activity. Gene Ontology annotation, biological process: potassium ion transmembrane transport; stabilization of membrane potential. The record is from RefSeq and is a predicted model, not a curated record. The transcript is spliced from 4 exons. Gene Ontology annotation, cellular component: membrane. Bases 336 to 1730 code for a protein of 464 amino acids.